AAGCACCAGAACGCCACAUUCUUCUGCACAAACGAAAGAAGUUCCUCAGAUCAGCGCUUUAUUCACUUCAACACAAGUACUUAUCCUCGCAUUCAGCAAAAUCAGUAAAGGCAUCUUCAAAAGGAAAAGAAGGAGAAGAAGAAGAAAAAGAAGACGAGGACAAAGACGAAGAAGAAAGAGAAGAAGGAGCGAACAUAAUAAAUAAGAAAGAAGCCAAGUCUACAUUUCAGUGUAUAAAAGAGAAAAACUUCAAAUUUCCUAUGCCUAUCCACCACGGAGCACUAUUAAUAGACUCAUAUGCUGAUUUUCAACUACCACCCGACAUCAUGGAAGAAUAUAGUCUGGGAUUAAUAGGGAAAUUUGGAGCAAGACCUACAUCUGUAAAGAAGCCAAUUUUCACCAGAUUAAGAUCCAAUAUUUUUGUAGAGCGGAAACCGAACAGAACAGAGCAUCAGGCACCUUGCCAAUGUGUACCUCCUCCAGAUGGUAGCCAAGGUUGUGGUGAAGAUUGUUUGAAUAGAAUGUUAUAUUAUGAAUGCGAUCCAAAAUCAUGUCCUUGCAAGAGCCAAUGCUCAAAUCAAAGGUUUCACCGCAGAGAAUACGCAAAGGAGCUUCAGAUAUAUUUGACGCGUGAAAGAGGCUGGGGAUUACGAACACUUGUUGAUAUAAAUCAGGGGGAUUUAUUGACUGAAUAUCGAGGCGAAAUUAUUUCGCACAAGACAUGUGAGGAACGUAUGCGUACAAUGUACAUAGACCAAAAGAACUUUUAUUUUCUCGAUUACCAAAAAGGCGAAGUAGUCGAUGCAUGUUCAAAAGGCAGUGAAGCAAGAUUUAUAAACCACAGCUGUGACCCAAACUGUCACAUUGAAAAAUGGACUCUUAAAGGUGAACUCGCUGUUGGUGUCUUUGCAUCAAGACAUAUCCCUGCAAACUCUGAACUAUUUUACGACUAUAAUUUCUCGGUUUUUGGUAAUGCAGAAAGUCAACAGAUAUGUCAUUGUGGCAGCGAAAAAUGUCGAGGGUUUAUCGGCAAAAAGCCCAAACACCGUUCCAAUCGUCUAGUAUGAAAUUAAACUGCC
Molecule: messenger RNA, 1079 nt
Organism: Phycomyces blakesleeanus NRRL 1555(-)
Lineage: Eukaryota; Fungi; Mucoromycota; Mucoromycetes; Mucorales; Phycomycetaceae
Exons: 5
Coding region: 261-1067 (268 amino acids)
Biological process (GO): regulation of DNA-templated transcription
Cellular component (GO): nucleus; chromatin
Molecular function (GO): protein binding; histone H3K36 methyltransferase activity
Source: RefSeq, a predicted model, not a curated record